Messenger RNA from Caretta caretta (loggerhead turtle), 2776 nucleotides. RefSeq names its product distal-less homeobox 4 (gene DLX4). Gene Ontology annotation, molecular function: DNA-binding transcription factor activity, RNA polymerase II-specific; RNA polymerase II cis-regulatory region sequence-specific DNA binding. The record is from RefSeq and is a predicted model, not a curated record. Gene Ontology annotation, biological process: regulation of transcription by RNA polymerase II; embryo development; cell differentiation. Lineage: Eukaryota; Metazoa; Chordata; Testudines; Cheloniidae.
GGGAGAGGGGCGAAGCGCAGCGGGAGCAGCGGGGCUGUGCCCUGCCCCAGCCAUGGCUCGCCCCAGCAGCCGCCGCCGCCGCCCGUCCGGUUGCUAGCCCCGUGCCGGUCGGGUUGCGCGCCCGGGCCUGGGCUCCGCGAUGACUAUGAGCUCCCUGGCCGAGAGCCUGCUGGGGCCGGACCCCUCCAAAUCCGCGUUCCUGGAGUUCGGGCACGGCCACCCGCCCUCGCCCCAGCCGCCGCCCUCCCCCAGCCUGGCCCACGGCCACUACCCCCUCCACGGCUUGCACGAGGGGGGCCCCUUUGCACCCUACGGACGGUCCGUGGCUUACCCGUACCCCGGCUCGGCUGGCGGCACCCACCACCCGCACCAUCUCCACGGCAGCCCGUACCUGUCCUACCAGCAGCCGGCCAGCGCCCUGGGGCACCGGGGCAGACUAGAGGAGACAGAGCACGAGAAAACCACCGUGAUCGAGAACGGCGAGAUCCGCAUCAACGGCAAAGGGAAGAAAAUCCGCAAGCCCCGCACCAUCUACUCCAGCCUGCAGCUCCAGGCUCUCAACCAGCGCUUCCAGCAGACCCAGUAUCUGGCCCUCCCUGAAAGAGCGGAACUGGCAGCGCAGCUGGGACUGACCCAGACGCAGGUCAAGAUCUGGUUUCAGAACAAACGCUCCAAGUACAAGAAGAUCAUGAAGCAGGGCUCCAGCGUUCAGGAAGGGGAGCACCUCCACAACUCUGCAUCCUUGUCCCCCUGCUCACCCAACAUACCCCCUCUCUGGGACGUUUCCAUGGCUGGCAAAGGAGCCCCGAUCCCUCCUAGCAGCUACAUCAACAGUUUUGGACCUUGGUAUCAGCCACACCAGCAAGAUGCCAUGCCAAGACCACAUAUGAUGUGACACUGGGCUCUGCCUUGAUCCCUCCUCCCCACCCACCCCCAGAAAAAGAAACACAAGCCCUCAGCUCUUUGAGGAACUUAUGAAACCAUCAAGUCUCCGGGAGUUCCGCCGGCCACAUGGGAAAAUUCUCCAGGCCUUCUCCUGAGAACGUGGAACCUCUGUGAGGAGUUGAUGCUGACAUUUGCAUAGAGCAGAGGAGAGCAAAGGCAAUGAUGUUAUCCCUGCCAGGAAUAAAGAAAACCUACAAAGAAAUUGUUCACAAGUCUGGGGACCUGUUCAGAGACUGGCUUUUUUUCUCCUCUGCUCCUCAGAAAUGUAAAGAGGGAGGAGAUGAUCCUCAAUGGGCGUUAACUGGUGCCAAGUCAAUGGAACUCGGGCAAUUUACAUCAUCUGACAAUCUACCCCCCCCCCGAAAUCCCUCCCUCUCUUGGAUAAAGACUUUAUCGACUAUACAAUAUUACCCUCCUCCUUUUUUGUGCUGUAGGUAGCCCAUUCUAUACACAUCGACAGAUUUCUACUUGGAAAACUAUAUAUAUGUGUAUAUAAAUCUCUCUAUAAACUCUUCCAUACUGCAAAGCAAAUGCUCACUCCACAUUUGAGUGUCCUGCUGUUAAUAUUUUUAAAGUGCUUUAAUACCAGGAUUGUGUUUACAGACAGUGACUCAGAAGAGUUUGAGGAAUGUAAUUUCCCUCCAGGCCUUUUAUAAAGCACCCCCCCCCCCCCCCCACUGAAAGGCAGAGAGAGAACUUGUUCGCGUUCAGUUUUAUCCACCAAACAGUGGGGAUUUCUUUCUGGAAGAAUUUGUGAUUCGAUUUAACACACAUUCUCCACAUUCAUUCGAUCUCUAAUCCCCUCCUGUACCCGCCCACCUGAAGCCAUGGUUUCUCCCCUCCUGUCUGGCAAAGAUUUAUUUAUAAAUAACAUUUUGUUAUGAUGUUGUUUCUCUUUAUAAAUAGGAUGUAAAGCUGUAUAGUAAAUGUCUUUCCUUCCAUCGGUUUUUGCCCCUCCCAACCCUCCCCCCACAUUUUAUAAUACCCAUUUCUAAUGCAAUUUUUUAACUCUGGUCUAAGGAGGGGGAAUAGGUUUUCCCCUGGUCACUACAGGAAAACGUUGAGGAGAAAUGUUUUCUUUAACAAGAAUUGUUUCCAUGUUUUCCCAGUAAAAAGAAUCCAGUGGGGGGUAGGAUAGCCCAGUGGUUUGAGCAUUGGCCUGCUAAACCCAGGGUUGUGAGUUCAAUGAUCAAGGGGGCCAUUUGGGGCAAAAAUGGGGCUUGGUCCUGCUUUGAGCAGGGGGUUGGACUAGAUGACCUCCUAAGGUCCCUUCCAACCCUAAUAUUCUAUGAAUACUUGCUUGGAUUUUUGUUCUGAUUGCUUGGGACAAGGGCCCGCUGGCUGAGGACGUUUGCGCGGGCGCUUGACUUUACUACGGGUAGUAAAAUGUAGGCAGCAAGGGACCGAGAUCUGCAAAGUAGAAUCAGGGAGCACUGAGCUCCAGGCUGAACAAGCUCGGGGGGCGCAGAAUGAGCGUUUUAUUUCCCUAGGGGCCCGAUCCAAAGCUCCUGGGAAGCUUUUUGAGGGACCUAGGGCAGGGCUAGAAUUUCCCAUGCGGACAAUGCAAGCGAAGUGCAUUUGUGUUUUAUGCUAUGAGAAAAUUCCGGUUGGGGGGUUAUUACUGGUUUAUUAUUUAGCUCUCCAGCUGUGCCGAGGAGUACAGGGCAAAGGGAAGCCUUUCUCCAAGGAGAAAAGGAGGACUUGGGGCACCUUAGAGACAAACACAUUGAUUUGAGCAUAAGCUUUGGCGAGCUACAGCUCACUUCAUCGGAUGCAAGGGAAGCUUUCUCCCAUGAAAGGAGUGACUCCCUCCCCCAGGCAAACAAAAGGC